AUGAAUGGGGAUAUUGGAAAUUCUAAUAAGAAGAAGUCGCUGCAUGUCCCAGUGCUGAAAAACAACAAAUUGACCGAUUUGCGGUCAAUUAGGUUCUUCAAUUUGUAUAAUCAGCAAGCUAACGAAAUUACACUGAGCAGCCCCCAUAAGCGAUUGGGGAGGCGGCGAAGUACACUAUUGAGCAUUCCCACUAUUUCAGAUGCUUUGGAGAGCGAGUACGAUGAUACUCGUAAGCUAAUAGAGUUUGCUGAGGAGAGGAUAAUGGAUACCUUGAUCACAAUUCACAUGACAAAAUCAGACAUUCCGUUAUACGUUAGUGACAUAUCGCAUGGGGAUGCUGAUCCUCAGUUUUUGACAAACCUAGGCAAUAUACCUUCGAAUACGCACAAGUGCAUCAUCAAAUUAUGGAUAAGACGUGGCAAGCAAUGGAGCCUUUUAUGUUUCUAUAAAAUUGAUGUCAACAAGCUAGGAAGGGAGAAGAUAGCGGUAGAAGAUGACUCGUUUGACAUGUUCAAAGAAAACUCGCUUUGUCUAAAACUACGAGAUAGCUGGUAUACAUUUCCUGACAUGCUUGUUUCGACAAGACUGGUUCUUGAUCUGAAGACGUACCAAGAGACUCCUUUGAGACCCAUAAAUUCUUACAAUUUUGACCAACUCCGAUCUAUAAACAAUAUUUACAAAUCCAUCAAGGAGCUUGACGUAUCGAAAACCAGAUUGAAGCAGCAGAUCCACAAGUAUGUUGGUGAGAUUGAUUUUGAUAACGUUAACAACCUCCCUAUUCUUUUGGACCAGUUGAGGUAUAACUGCCGCACGUUGGAACUGGAUAUAAAUAAAAUAACAUCAAGUAACGAGAUUAUCAGAAGUCAAAAUUACAACGCCAAACAAAAGGUCAGCGAUGGAAUUGAGUUGUUGUCGCAUUUUGAAAAUCUACAGGAAUUGAUCAAAGACAAGUUUGAAAUAUAUGACCAUGAGAUCUCAAGUGUGAAGAAGAACAGGGAUGAAGUAAAGAGUGCGAUCAAACAACGUUUGAAGGAAGACGUGCUAGUCAUAAACGAAUUGUUUUCAAUUCGUGACAUAUCCACAACGUGUUUCUCCAUUCUUGGUUUUGAGUUUCCUCCCAGUAUAAAGACUUUGAAAGACGUUUGCUAUUAUAAUGAAACUAGCCUAAAAAACUACUACUAUGAGCCCAGUUUUGAUUCCGAAUCUCAGUGGCAUGAGUUUACAAUUUCUCAAGUCAAUGCCAGCAUAUCAUUUAUUGUUCAAUUGGUGACAACACUAUCCAAGAUAACUGAGACCCCACUUUUAUAUAAAAUGGUUCUAUUUGGUAGCCAAAGUUUCAUCAUGGAUGAUAGUAAAGUGUACCCGAUAGCAGGCAAGAAUCCAGUGAAUACUGCACCACCUUUCAAGUUUCCCUUGUAUUUCGACUCAAAGGACGUCAACAAUGAAAAAGUGCUAACAAGUCAAGGCUCCAUUAUCAUGAAUCAAGAAUUUGAGUUUGGAUUGAAGUUGUUGGGUCGAAAUAUAUCGCGGUUGGUAAACUACGUCAAGGAGAACAUAUGCGAUGAAUCAGGUUCAGGGUCCAUCCCUAGUGACUGCCAAGAUAACUUUUUAUGGAAUUUAAAGUAUUUAGAGCUCUUGAUGACCGCAUGA
Molecule: messenger RNA, 1650 nt
Organism: Lodderomyces theae
Lineage: Eukaryota; Fungi; Ascomycota; Pichiomycetes; Serinales; Debaryomycetaceae
Exons: 1
Coding region: 1-1650 (549 amino acids)
Biological process (GO): SNARE complex assembly
Cellular component (GO): lytic vacuole; endosome
Molecular function (GO): SNARE binding
Source: RefSeq, a predicted model, not a curated record